Messenger RNA from Nylanderia fulva, 2080 nucleotides. RefSeq names its product TWIK-related acid-sensitive K[+] channel 7 (gene Task7). Gene Ontology annotation, cellular component: plasma membrane. NCBI's taxonomy places the organism in Eukaryota, Metazoa, Arthropoda, Insecta, Hymenoptera, Formicidae. The record is from RefSeq and is a predicted model, not a curated record. Gene Ontology annotation, biological process: stabilization of membrane potential; potassium ion transmembrane transport. Gene Ontology annotation, molecular function: potassium ion leak channel activity; outward rectifier potassium channel activity.
AGCGCUUGUUGUCUCGCGAGUAUUAUGCCAACUCUCGUGGCAUUCUAAUCUCUCAGACGUGCGCUUCCACUUGAUAUGCCUGAUAAACCUUUUGCAUGGACGUCCAUUUGUCCGGUGCGAGAUAAAAAUUCAUUCGCGUGCCGUGUGGACGGGAUGCGCUCCCGUAUAAAUGUGGCGCGUCGCGGGAAAUCUCGAGGAACUCGUUGAACCCGCGACCGUUGAUUUUUUUAUUCUGUAGCGCGCCGUACGUGUGCGCGCGAUAUUCUCGCGGGUGACAAAACGGCGAAGAUGAAGAGACAGAAUGUCAGAACACUGUCGCUGGUGGUGUGCACGUUUACGUAUCUUCUGGUUGGCGCCGCGGUGUUUGAUGCCCUUGAAUCAGACACUGAGAAGAAACGCUGGGAAUUUCUCUCAGAGAUACGUCGUAAUAUGAUGCGAAAAUAUAACAUUACGCUGGAGGAUUACAAGAUGGUCGAGAUCGUGAUAAUAGAGAAUAAACCGCACAAAGCUGGACCGCAGUGGAAGUUUGCGGGUGCUUUCUAUUUUGCCACUUUAGUAUUAGCCAUGAUUGGUUAUGGACAUUCCACUCCGGUAACUAAACCCGGAAAGGCAUUUUGUAUGGUGUACGCAAUGGUGGGAAUCCCAUUGGGCCUGGUGAUGUUCCAGAGCAUUGGUGAGCGAUUGAACAAGUUUGCAUCGGUCGUGAUCAGGCGAGCGAAGACGUAUCUUAGAUGCCAAAAGACCGAAGCAACGGAGAUGAAUCUUAUGCUGGCGACCGGCCUGCUUUCCAGUAUAAUUAUCACGACGGGCGCCGCGGUGUUUUCGCGAUACGAGGGCUGGAGUUACUUCGACAGUUUUUAUUACUGUUUCGUGACGCUCACCACCAUAGGCUUUGGCGACUACGUCGCUCUUCAGAAUGAUCAAGCGCUUUCCAAAAAUCCUGGAUACGUGAUCUUGAGUCUGGUCUUCAUCCUCUUCGGCUUGGCUGUGGUCGCUGCCAGCAUUAACUUGCUCGUGCUACGCUUCAUGACGACAGAGAGCGGUGAAGCGCGUCGCGACGACAGCGAGAUGGUGUCCGCUUCGCACCACGUUUUAACGUUAGACGGCGAGGUCGUGGCGGUAAACGGUAAACUUCUGGCCAGCCAUACGCCGAUCAUGCACGAUACGGACGAUUGCGUGAGCGUGUGCUCCUGUACCUGCCUCGGUCCGACGAAUUCCGAGUUGUUAGACCCUUCCGGAUAUCAGGGCUAUCGACCGCCUCCGAUCUCCGCCGGUCUUCGCGUGAAACGCGCAUCCGUCUGAUGGAGGGAGUUUCGUCGUCGCAGUCUACGUCGCCGACUUUCGAGGGCCGACAGCCGGGAGUUACUCGGCAUCGACGUGUAGCAUGCUCGAUCUCCUACGCGUCACUUCCCGAGAGAGGAUCACUAGGCCCUGUGAAUAUAUCCAAGAAACGAUUCCUCGGUGAGAUUCUUACCUUUUGUGGAGAGUAAAAAAUUUUAAAAACAUAAAAAAAAACUGACCACGUCUCCUUGAUGUGUUUGAUACUUGUGUAAUAAAGACAUUGACUGUUAAUAAUUGUUGCCCGACCCCUUGUCGGAGGUUUGCGAGAGAUGCUUGGAGAAUGUGUUCCUGUUGCACUUCUCCCCGAUGUUGUACCCGAUAUCUAUUCCCGAAGUUACGAUGCAUUUUGAUAAUUAAUGUUGAUCGAUCGUACCGAUUUCAGACACGUGUAUGUUGUGUGUGUAAUUUGCGAGUAUAACAUUCGCUUUAUGUCAGAUGAAAAAUGACGAACGGCAUAAUUGUCCUUUUGAUCGAUAAAUAUCAGAUCAUUGAUUGUUUGGGUGUUCCAGCGGUGACCCUUGCAAUAUCGUAUCCUAGAAAAAGUGAAAUAUCCCAGUACCUCAAACAUAUGUGAGCUCAGACGCGAAUUAUCAAACAGAUAAUCGCGCAUUUAUAGAUUGCAGUAUUAUCAAUGUUGUAUUAAUAUGAAUGUGAAGUCGAAGUAUAAAUUGGCUUCCACAACUUAGAGAUUUUCAAAUUUAACAAAAACAAUUGAAAAUUAUUAUUCUUUUUACAUAAA